Saccostrea cuccullata (small rock oyster) is the source of this 4874-nucleotide messenger RNA. Its product is annotated as protein mono-ADP-ribosyltransferase PARP14-like. Gene Ontology annotation, biological process: negative regulation of gene expression; protein poly-ADP-ribosylation. NCBI's taxonomy places the organism in Eukaryota, Metazoa, Mollusca, Bivalvia, Ostreida, Ostreidae. The transcript is spliced from 15 exons. Gene Ontology annotation, molecular function: RNA binding; transcription corepressor activity; NAD+ poly-ADP-ribosyltransferase activity. Bases 69 to 4478 code for a protein of 1469 amino acids. The record is from RefSeq and is a predicted model, not a curated record. Gene Ontology annotation, cellular component: cytoplasm; nucleus.
GAGAAAUGUAUAGCAUUACCAAUUGACUGUUAUAAAACAUUACUUUACCCAUUAUAGAGAGAAUUGCCAUGCAAGAACCAGAGUUACCUCCCUCUUCCACAGAGAGGGAGAAACAACCGCCAGAGAGGAGGUGUAAAGUGAAUGUAGAGAGCACAGAGAUACCCUCCCAAGGUAGAUCAGAGGAAAGGACACCUGGCCUACCUGAGGAGGAGGAGGAAACUGAUGAAGGAACAUCAUUUGACACAGUCAGAGUAAGAUUAAGUAAGCCAAUGUCACAGGAUGCUAUAGAGAACUAUUUCGAGAAUACAAGGAAGUCCGGAGGAGGUGAUAUUCAGUUCAUUAAAAUCAUGAUGGAAGAGGACGAACAAAUUGUAGAAGCUUUGAUCACAUUUAGACAAUCUAGUGAUGCCAAGUCCUGCUUGGAGAGAAGACAUACAAUAAUUGGACAGACUUUAACAGUAGAAAAAUACGAUGAAAAUGACCCUGAAAUGUGGGAGAUGAACAAAGUUCUAGUUACAAACCUCCACCCAGAGACAACUGACGACACACUGAUGAAUUUUUUGGAGCCAGCUGCUGGAGUGGAUCCGAUAGAGGUGGUACGAGGAUCGAAAUCUGAAACAGUGAUAGUAUUGUUUGAUGAAAAACCAGAUUUUUCCAAGAUGUCAAAACGCUGCAAUUCCAGAAAACUCCAUGGCAAGUCAUUGUUUAUACGAAUGGUAGAGAAAUGCAGAUCCGUGUAUGCUCAAGACAUUGAUGAAUGCAUCACGUAUAACGCGGUGGAGAAUUUCUUCUGUAACAAGAGAAGGAGUGGAGGUGGAGAAGUGGAGGAGAUGGAUUACCAUCCAGAAGACGGAUACUGUGUUGUUCUGUUUAAAAAUCCAACAGAUGCAGAGAAUGUGGCAUCAAGAGAAAAGGUUAAAAUUAAUGGAAAAGAAAUAAGAGUACAAAUGUUGUAUUCUCAACUAGGGUUGCCAGAGCAACCAAUCAAUUGGAAAGACCUGCCAUCUAUGAGUUAUCCUUGUGAUAAAUACUUUAUAAAGUUUGUCAAAUAUUGUGAGGUGGUAGCCAAGGAAAUUGAAAAGACACUGCAGCAGAAGUUUGUAACAGUUGAAUGGCCGAAAUCAAAAUCAGACUUUAAUGUCAAGCUACAUUGCUCGUUAACUAAAGAAGUGGAAAAUGCUAGAGGGAUUCUGAAAAAAUGGAAAGAAGAAGCUGAAAAAAGCAUGGAAGGCUCGGUGGGCAAGUAUGUAGUUCAAAAACACUCAAUUUUACCAGAAGCAUGGGAGAAUUUUCUGGACAAGCUAAAAAUGCUAGAUAUAUACCAUCCGGAAAAAGUGGCUGUUUCAUUAGAAUCCAAACAACAUGUAGCUGUUGUUGUUGGGUUCGAGGAAAAUGCAGAGGCCCUGACAAGAAAAAUCCUAGAUAUUGUGAAAACAGAGGAAAUGAAAAUAAAAAUCCAGAAAGAGAAGAUUGAGAAAAAUGUUCCAUUAGAUUUUCACAAAUGCCAGCAACUUUGGAAAACACAGUAUCAGAAGAAGCUCAAGGCAGAAUUUCCUGAUGUUGAUAUGAAUAUUGAGAUUGAUAAAAAAGAAGUAAACUUCUCUGGGAAAUCGAGUGAAGUGAAUGAGGCCUUGAUAAAAAUGCAUGAAUAUCUGAUGAAUACAAAAUCAAAAUCUUUAAGCAUAUCUAAAGGGAGACAUGAAGUGUUUAAAUCGAAGGAGGUGAGAGAUAUUUUUCUUGCAGAAAUGAAAACAAAGAACAACAAAGCUGUAUGGAUUGUUACAGAAGACAAAGUGGAAAUGACGUCAUCAAACAUGAAAAUGGUGGAAGAGGCCUUGAAACUUUUUGAAGAAUUUAUACCAGAGAAAGCAAUUAAAGUAAAACAGCUAGUGAAAGUUUUGACCAGAGAUGAAUGGCAGGCUUGUGUCAAGAAGUUAAGAGAAACACACGUUGAAAAAUUGUACAUCUUGACGUCUUCUUCUGAAGUCCGUGUCACUUCCACAAAGGAUAUUUUUCAGCCUGUAUGUACAGAAGUUGAACAGGUUUUAAAGGAAUGUUCCAAAAAAUGUUCUGUUGAAGAGCAUUUCGAGAAUUUCUGGAGAAGUAAUAAAAAGAGGAGCAGUGGAUCAUUUGAGAGCCAUGAUGCAAGGUCAAAGCCAAAAUUUCCUGUCAAGAUGGCUGAGUGUGAUUUACAUAUUAGUGGAAAAAUGUUAAUUGUCAUGAAAGGUGAUGUUACAAAAAUGACAGUUGAUGUCAUCGUAAAUGCAACCAAUGGAGGUUUAAAUCAUUUUGGCGGUCUAUUUUUGGCCAUUUCUAGAGCAGGUGGUGAUUUGAUACAGAGAGAAUGUGAAGAAUACAUCAGAAUAAAUGGAACUGUUCAAAACGGUGACGCCAUCCCAGCAAAACCUGGUAAUCUCCCUUGUAAGAUGUUGAUUCACGCAGUUGGACCGCGAUGGACAGGUGGAAAUUAUAAUGAAGAGAUAAAACUCAGACAAGCCAUUUUAAAAUGUUUGGAACUAACAGACAGGAAUAGUUACUGCUCUAUAGCUAUCCCUGCACUCAGUGCGGGCAUUUUGGGGUAUCCCGUGGAUCAAUCUGUUGACAUUAUUGUCAGUUCUGUUCAGUUACAUUUUAAGUCAAGGGAGGGCAAGGACUCCAAGAUAAAGGAGAUCUUCUUCUGUGGUGUCGAUGAUAAGAUUGUGACGGCAUUCAUUAGGUGUUUGAGGAAAAGAUUUGGACAGGAUGUGAAAGAAUUUUAUGGAGAUAAAGAUAUGGAUGCUGGUGAACGGAAAAUCGGAGAAUUGAACGUUGAGGUAAGACAGGGGGACAUAACAAAAGAAAAUACUGAUGCUAUUGUCAGCUGUAUUUCAGAAAGUCUGGAUUUCAGCAUAGGUGCUGUUUCUAGGGCUGUUCUUAGAGCAGCGGGAGACAGAAUUCUUGCAGAAUGUCGAAGAGAGGCCCGGUCUUUCUCAUCAGAAGACUUUGUUGUUACAUCAGGAGGCAACAUGGAUUGUAAGUACAUCAUUCAUGUGAAAGGUCAGUUAUCAGCAGAAAGGUUGGAGCGUAUGGUGGCUAAGGCAUUAGCACAUGCUGACAAAACAGGGUGUAGGUCCAUAUCCUUCCCGGCCCUAGGAACAGGAGUUGCUGAUAUUGACCCUGCGGAAAUUUCCCAGUGCAUGUUUAGAGCCAUUAGUAAAUACUAUCCAUUGAACCUACAGAGAGUAAGGAUUAUAGUUUUCCAGAGCAAAAUGUUUCCAGUGUUUAAAUCUACACUGCAUGCCCUUUCUCAAGUGGAGGUACUGCAAAAAGUUGAUAUGGGAUUUGAUGAUAAAGAUGAAACGAUCAGAUGCUAUCCAUAUCCUGAUAAGAAUCUUUUCCAUGGAAAUAUGAUGAACAGAGGUCAAACAUAUCGACAAAGAGAGAGGGAUGGAACAUUUAUGGUUCCUAGUCAUUUAAACUAUAAGGAAAGCAGUGAUUUUGAUAGGAAGUCAAAGAAUGAAUAUGAAUGGAAGGAGAUUGAUACAUCAAAAUGCAUGUUAAGAGAUAACCAGAUUGAUGAAAUUAAAAGGCUCGCAAAAGACACCAAACUCAUCGUCAAAUAUGGAAAAAUAGAACUGCUGGGUUUAGCAGCAAAUGUAAAUGAAGCAGCUGUUUCUAUUUAUAAGUAUUUACAUGAGGUCAAGGACAAAGAGAGUGCUAAAAGAGUCCAGGAGUACGUGAAAUGGCAGUAUGAAGCCUGGUCAGAUAAAUGGAUAACGUAUAGGGAAGAUGUCAAUUUACAGAUUGAGAAUGCCCACCAGGCCAGAAUGGAUUCUAUUAUUGUAAAAGAUAACAGAGGAACUGAAUAUGUUAUUGACUUCAAAAAGAUGGAGGAGCGUUUUCCUGUUGAGCUGCCAACAACAUGGACAUGCAUGACAAAUAAUCAUACUGUACUUGAGAUUACCUUGAACCAUUGGGACAAUGAGUACCACGAUGUCAUGUCAAAGUUCAUGGUCUCCAGUAAGAGAACAGUGUCAAUUUCAGAGAUACGCAGAGUGCAGAACCCAUAUCUAUAUCAGCAAUAUGUUACAAAACGGAAGGAAAUCGAAGUAAAGAAUGGAAAAGAUCCUCAGAAAUGGUUGUGGCAUGGGACCUACCCAGACACUCUAGAUAAAAUUAUCAACAAUGGAUUUAAUAGGGGAUAUUGUGGCAGGAAUGGUACGAGAUAUGGUGCAGGAGUUUAUUUUGCUGUGCAUGCGUCCUACUCUGUUGGAUAUUGCAGACCUGAUUCUAAUGGACUAAAGCACAUGUUCUCUGUUCAAGUUGCGACUGGUGAUGUUUGCGAGGGGAAAAGUAGCAUGAAUGUUUUGCCACCAAAGCCAGGCGCAGGAAGUCAUGUGACCUAUGACUCUGCCUCUGAUAAUCCUUUUAAUCCAGAAAUGUAUGUGAUAUUUCAUGACAGUCAGGCCUACCCGACAUAUCAUAUAAUCUUCAGAUGAACUACCAACUAAUAUGUCAAGAAAAACUCAAAAGCAUGAACCACUGUAAACUCACUGGAUUUUGCAUUGUGCCUUUACUAAUUUAAAAUAAUUUAAGCAUAUUUAAGUACGACUAGUUACAUUAUUUGGAAGGUAUAUUUACGUGAUAGUAGUAAAAUCAUUUGUAAUUGCAAUUAAAUUGUUUUGUUGAGUUAAAGAAAAUGUCCUAGGCUACUCUGAUAAUGAAAACAAAAAAUAAUGUGCGCUGCAUUCUAUGAAAUUUUUUUGUAGAUACAGUAAAUCAUAUCAUGAAGAACACAUGGCUAUAUAUGAUUACAAGCACUAAUUUAAUUGUUCUUGAAUUGGUUUUGGGGGAUUUCGUAUUAAUGAAUGUUUUGAUCUUGAAUACUGUUUGUU